Molecule: messenger RNA, 4749 nt
Organism: Lethenteron reissneri (Far Eastern brook lamprey)
Lineage: Eukaryota; Metazoa; Chordata; Hyperoartia; Petromyzontiformes; Petromyzontidae
Source: RefSeq, a predicted model, not a curated record
GGGGUUUGGUUAUAUGCUCGCCCUCCCGCCUCGGAUAACUUUAAACCCCCGUGCUACCAAAGUCCCUCCUCUCCUCUGGCUGCUGCAUUAAACACACGCACACACAAAAGAGAGAGAGAGAGAGAGGAGGGGGUGAAACUCGGAAAAAUAAAACAACAGCCGGCUUCUUGUGAGCUGUGUGUGGGGAAAGCAGGACACACAUUACACACACGCACGCGCGCGCACGAGAAAAAGAGAGAAGCUUGAUUUGAUAGCUGCGAUUGUGUUUUUUUAGCAAGGAGGGUCUGUGUGUGUGUGUAGGAGGGAGGGUGUACGACUGAACAGCUCCUGUCUCCUCCUCCUGCAUGAGGGCUGCGCUUAAGGCACCGCUGGCAGGGUGAGAGGCGAUCGGACGCGACCCACAAAAAGCAAAUCCAAGAGCAACAUCGUCAUCUCUCUCUCUCUCUGCUUCUGCUCUGCUCCACACCGAGAAACGCGGCUGCCAGAUUCAUCUGCGUAGCCGUCCACGCAGGGUGGUUGAACAAGCCGAUCAAGUCGAGGCGCUUUACUGCGAGGGAUCGAUCUAGUCGGCGAUCAUGGAGAAGAAGAAGAUGAUGCUUCUUCUGUUCCUGUCAUUUGUGGCGCUCGCUAAAAGUGAAAUGGCGAUGCCCUCGACGGAGAAGUUCUACGAGGAUCUGUUGGACGAAUACGAUUUCUCCGGCUCGGGCUUCAGCACAGACGACGAGGGAGGAGAUGAAGGCGAGCUCUACUCCGGCUCAGGUGAUUUAUCGGAGCAAGACCAGGGCUGGAACGUGCACACACCUCACAAGGGCGAGAAGAUGGUGACCAACCCGACCAUGGUUUUGCCAACAACGACGCAGAACACAGUAAAGCUGCUGGUCGGGGAGUCGGCCGAGGACUAUCCUGAGGAGAGCGGCUCCGCUGGAGAGACCGGGACGGAGACGCCCUCUGACCCCUGGAUCCAGCGUGGCCUGGCACCAGAGGGCAGCUCCCCCUACGACGUUUCUGCUCACAAGAUCCCACGGCGCAAGCCUCCUGGACCGCACGGAAGUUCUGGCCGCCAUCAUCGCCGGAGGCGCAGUGGGCCUCCUCUUCGCCGUCUUCCUCAUCCUCUUCCUGGUGUACCGCAUGCGGAAGAAGGAGGCCGGCAGCUUCUCGGUGGCCGGACCGCUACCCUACAAGACCAACCUGGCGUACCAAAAGGCCCCCAACGAUGAGGGCCCAAUGUAGUUCCUUGGGCCCAGCAGUGAGGGCCACCAGCUCCUCCCCAACCCCAAGCAAUGCACGACAUGCACCAACGCCUGCCCAGAAGGGCCAGCCCAGCCAUGGAACCAUUAACUUAUUUAAUUAAAUUGAAGAGAGGUAAUUUAGCGUACGUGAGCGAUUUGAUAUUUACCCUUUGCAUCUACAGUAUGUGUAAACAUAUGUUUGGCUUGGUCAGGAGGUCAUCUUGGCCACUGCUAGUGAUGCUACCACACCAUUACCAUCGCUUCCUUAUGCUAGAUCCCUCAGCUUUUGAGCAGUUGACCUGACACCAGACCUUAAAGGUCGUCUGCAGUGGGAACAGGGAUUAAGAACAACACGUGGUGUCAUAAAAACAAAUACUGUGCGUCGAAAGUUAAUAGAGAACUUGAUGACAUUUUAAUUCUAAUCUGGUUUCUCAGGUGUCUGUAGAUGAAAGGGUUAAGUGAUGAACACUGUGGCAUAUUUUAAUGCCAUUGGCAUUUCGAUUCGUGUUGUUCAUGUGCAAGAACUCCAAACAACUGAUACCAAUUUUGUUAAAUUAAGUUAGUGCUUCCAUACAUUUACUUUGACCCUGUAAAUCUAGAAAAAAAGCUGGCAGACUUUUUCAAUGUGUCAGUGAUUGUUUGCCUUUGGUUAUUUCUUGCUGUGCAGCUUAUUAUGCUAGGUGUUAAACUCAAGCAGCAGUGAUCAUGUUUUUUUCUCAUCCGGCUAUAACAGAUGUGAUAUUUGGCAAACCGUGCUUUAUUUUUUGUACAAAAUAACAAAAAAUAAAAAAAAUGUUGCAUAUAGGCCACACGCCAGUAUAAGCCAGGCAUUGCUAGUUCAUUUGAGUGAUAUAUAUAUGUUUAGGUUUGAUAUUUUUCCUUCUUUCCGGUGAAUACUUAAGAAAAACACUCGCGUUUUAAAACGGUUUAAUUUAGUUCCGUUCACUUUUAAUGAAAUUGCUUCUUCAUGUUGUUGGUGUGCCAUCACACCGGGCCAAACAUUAGGCUUGUUUAUAUAAACAAAUUCACCACCACGAAGUAGUGACGCGUGUGGUAUUUUGCCCGUGCCUUUCAGCGAGACUGAGCUUCGGUCCCUCUUUACGUUUAGUCCUGGAGGGCAGUGCCGUAGGGAGCAUACGCAGUUGUCCUGUACUUCUCUGCUACCACAAGCAUAACAAGAAUUCAGACUUAACUACAAUCUGUGCUCCACGCACGCGCCGACCCGUGGUCAAGUAUGGUCAAAUAACCCCCAUAACCGCACGGUGUGGGCUCGCCCCGAUCUCGCAGUGGAUUCACACGAAAGGCUGUAACGUGUUGUCCCACUCGUCCCCACCCUCACCCACUGCCGUCUGUUGAAAUCGGCACCUCCGACUAGCGCAGUCGGCUACGUACGGUGCGAAAGAAGUUCAACUUAAUACGUGAUAUCCACGCCGCCUAAAACUCACCAGCGUGUGGUGGCAUAAAUGACUGCAAGGAGUUUAGGUAUCUAUUAUGUAAUUUAAAUACGUGUGCAUCUUUUAAGCGUGUCUUUUGUUUUCAGUGUGCUUCACAGUUAGCUGGCUGCACCAGAGGAUACAAUUGAUGAAUCGUGUUCUUUCUUUAAUAUGCCAACCGUGCUGUUUUAAUCAGGAUGAUGCUAUAUAUUGUUUUUCUCUUCGUGCUAUUCAGAUGCUCAUAUCGUGAGAGUUUCUAGCGAUGUUUUUGAACGCGUAAAUCUCUCGGCUACUGCCCGGUAUUGGCCGCACACCUUUAUGCACAUUCCGUCGCAAGAUGCGUCCUCAUUUGUUGCUUUCUUGAAGUCCUAUUUGCAACAACAACAAAAACAUCUCAUAUAUUUUUUUCUCAUGUGAUUGUUAUUUAAUCCUAAACAAUCAUUUAAAAUAUCAAAUUAAUAGAAUGCUCACAUUUAUUUUAAGAAAAAAAGUCUGUUUUAUCAAGCAUAUUAAAUGCAUUUAUUAUACUGUAAGGGUUUAAACAAUAGAGAACUUCGUAUUCACUUAAGCUCUGUUUUGCCUGCUUUGCUGUCAAUACGUUUCUCAAUUUAGUUAAACUUCAUUGGCUUAAAAUGAUUGUUUUUUUUCUCCCAAUUCAUGCAAUUUGCAAAAAAAGACGACUGUUCACGUGGUAUCACAAUUGUAAGUGCUGUUGACAAUGCUGUACUGCGGGGUUUGUUUUAAACAUUCACAGGUGGUAGUAGUAGCCGUAGUAGUUGUCACAAUCGUUCUUUUUAGGUCUUUGAUUCACAUUAUUGCUAUUUAUACAGUUUAUAAAAAAAAAUCUGGCAUGGUUUUCCUGCACAAGAGGUAAUAUAAUUUUGUGUAUUAAUUAUGAUUUGCCCAUUCAGUGGGCCCUGCCAAAGCUUUUCUUCGUGCUUUUUCAAAUGAAAUGCGUCUCUUACUUGCUUUUACAAUGAACUUUUCCGCUAUUGCUGACCUUCCUUCUGAUGCUAUAUUUCUCCCUUAAUGCAAAAAUGAAACGUCACUUGCGAUUAUAGGUUUUCUUGUUAUUAUCAUCAUCAUAAUUAUUAGGGCUUAAUUUCUCACUGAAUAUUGUCUGGUUCGCUGGCAGGCUGGAACAGUCGGCUCUGUGACUCAUAGCAAGAGGUAUUAUAGAUGUGGUGUUGAUGGGUGCUCGAAAUAUUUUCGGGUUUGCCAACCCAGACAGGACCUGGCAGAAAUUAAACCCUCAUCAUCAGCAUCAUCACUAUGGCGCUUUUGAUCUCAGAAUAAUUGGCAAUCACCAAUACAACAAUUCUGGAUAUUUGCUUAUGAAAGGUCAUUUGAAAAAAAUAACCUUAUGAUAAGCAUAUGCAAUGUUAGUAUGGCUUUCCUUCUGUAUUGAUUAUAUUGUUCAGUUGAGGUAUCUUUCCAAGGCUCUACAAAGGGGCAAUCCAUUUAAUACAUACGCAAAAAUCUAUCAAAACUUGACCCCUCUCCCCCCCCUCCCUGUACAAUUAUUAUCGAGGCUUCCUAUGCGUACAUUGUCAGUAUACCCCCCAUACGCCAGUGUACGCAUUUGGGUUAACCCCCCCUCCAUGCGUACGUACUAAAUGGAUGGCCCCUAAGCGGUUACUUUAUGGACAUCGACACACUGUAAUAUUCACAUUAUGUAGGCAGUAACUCAGGCUAAGUGCAUCGUGAACUUCCAUCAAUAACGAAAUCUGUUUUUUUUUCUUUCCAUACGCAUUAUUUCAUUUUAAUUAGAAAAAAAACACCAGGCUUUAAAACAAAGGUAAUAUAAUAUCCAUGUUUAAACAUAAAGUAAAAAAAAAGCUAAUCAUUCGGCGUUCACUAUAACAUGUUAUAAUUAGAAUAAAGCAUUGUAUAUAGAGGGGGAUACAUCUGCAUACCGUCUGAGCUAACUACUACUCGCAAAAUUAAAGUGCUUUCGUUCUUUAUGGGGACUCGGAUAAAGACGACGUUGCGUUGUACUGUAACUGUUAUAAACAUAAUCGUGUACUGUGUUCUGUAUUUGUUUUUCAAAUAAAAUGGACGAUGCUGUUGUCCAGAGUGGCCACGUG